This is a messenger RNA of Quercus robur (English oak), 536 nucleotides long. Its product is annotated as arabinogalactan protein 20-like. Lineage: Eukaryota; Viridiplantae; Streptophyta; Magnoliopsida; Fagales; Fagaceae. Bases 146 to 376 code for a protein of 76 amino acids. The record is from RefSeq and is a predicted model, not a curated record. The transcript has 2 exons.
AGCCGGAUUCCUCUCCAAGGUUGAAUAUCAAGACCCUCUAUUUAUAUUUAUAUAUUAACUAAACUUUCUCCCACACGCCCUCACAAUUCACAAAAUCAUUCUCGUUCUCUUUUUCAUAUCUCUCUGUGUCUGUGUCUCAAUUAAAAUGGCAGUGUGUUUUGGUUCUUCAUCAUCAAGUGGUGGUGUUAUUGGGGUAGUGCUCAUAUUUGCUCUACUAUUUGCCAUUGUGGUUGAGGCUCAAUCUCCAGCUCCUGCUCCUGCUCCCACCAGCGAUGGUACUUCAAUUGACCAAGGGAUUGCAUACGUGCUGAUGGUUCUGGCGCUGGUGCUCACAUACCUCAUCCAUCCUCUUGAUGCCUCUUCCUACGGCUUCUAGCUCUAGGAAGGAAAUAUAAGAUUUUUAGAUGAUAAGAAAUUGCCUUGUGCAUAGCAUAGAUAUAUGAUAUUGGGGAUAAUUUUCCUCUCUUUUUCAUUGAUUGUUGGUGGCGUUCGUUUGUUUUGGCAAAUUAAUUGAAUGGCAUUAUUAUUUUGGUGAA